AUGUCUUUAGACCUGGAAAAGCAUUUGACCUUUUAUGGUGCCUACCACCAUAAUACCGUCAACAUCGGCAUUCACAUGGCAUGUGUGCCCAUCAUCUUGUUUUCCGGAUUUUGCCUUGCCACCAACACAGGAACUCUCAUUCCACUCCCUGGCUGGCUCACCGUCCCUAAUCUAGAUCUCAACUUGGGGACACUGGCAGCCCUGACUUGGGGUGGUCUUUAUGUUCUUCUCGAACCUGUGGCCGGCACACUGCUGGCCGUCAUUUGCUUGGCCGCCACUGCCGCUGGCAACCACUUCAGGGUUGAGAACCCUACCUUGACGAACCAGGCGGCCGUCGGCAUCCACAUUGCCUGCUGGAUCUUCCAGUUCAUCGGACACGGCGCCUUCGAGGGACGCGCGCCGGCUCUGUUGGAUAAUCUGGUUCAGGCUGUCUUCCUGGCCCCCCUCUUUGUUUGGCUUGAAUUCCUUUUCAAGCUUGGGUACCGCCAGGAGCUCAAGGGCCGCGUUGACAAGGCCGUCGAGAAGGAGAUUGCCAAGUUCAGAGCCUCCAAGGCAAACGGUGACGCCAAGAACGGAAAGGCUCAAUAA
Colletotrichum godetiae is the source of this 588-nucleotide messenger RNA. RefSeq lists its product as uncharacterized. Gene Ontology annotation, biological process: sphingoid catabolic process. The coding region runs from base 1 to 588 and encodes 195 amino acids. Gene Ontology annotation, cellular component: endoplasmic reticulum. The transcript has 3 exons. The record is from RefSeq and is a predicted model, not a curated record. NCBI's taxonomy places the organism in Eukaryota, Fungi, Ascomycota, Sordariomycetes, Glomerellales, Glomerellaceae.